UUCAGAGGCAGGCCCAGUGCCCUGCCUGCUCUUCCUCCCCGCCAGCUCCCAGAAGGCUUGGAGCCCAGACACCUGCUCACCCGCCACCACCUGGGCUCCGCCUGGGCCUGCCCGGCACGCACCCCGGCCACCAAGGGCAGCAGCUUUUCCAGAAUUUGGCUGGCAGGCCCAGUCACCCCACCUCGCCACCUCACCACUGCACCUCAGAGGCCAGCCCUGUCCACUCCACUCUGUGCCUGGCUUCUCUUGCCUGCCUUGGGCCUUCGUGUGGCCCCUCCACGGUGUCUGGGACUGAGUGCCCCUCUUGCCUCCUGAAGAGCAGCCAUGGCCACCUACAAAGUCAGGGUGGCCACAGGCACCGACCUCUUGUCGGGAACACGGGACUCCAUCUCACUGACCAUUGUGGGGACGCAAGGAGAGAGCCAUAAGCAGCUGCUGAACCACUUUGGGAGAGACUUUGCAACUGGGGCGGUGGACCAGUACACCGUGCAGUGUCCUCAGGACCUGGGUGAGCUCAUCAUCAUCCGCCUGCACAAAGAGCGGUACUCCUUCUUCCCCAAGGACCCUUGGUACUGCAACUAUGUGCAGAUCUGUGCCCCCAACGGCCGUAUCUACCACUUCCCCGCCUACCAGUGGAUGGAUGGCUACGAGACCCUGGCACUCCGGGAGGCCACAGGAAAGACAACAGCAGAUGACUCGCUCCCCGUCCUCCUGGAGCACAGAAAAGAGGAGAUCAGAGCCAAGCAGGACUUCUACCACUGGCGAGUCUUUCUUCCUGGCCUGCCCAGCUAUGUGCACAUUCCCAGUUACCGCCCUCCGGGGCGGAGGCAUCGCAACCCCAACCGGCCUGAGUGGAAUGGCUAUAUUCCGGGAUUCCCAAUUCUCAUCAACUUUAAGGCCACCAAGUUCCUGAACUUAAAUCUCCGCUACUCCUUCCUCAAGACGGCCUCCUUCUUCGUCCGCCUGGGGCCCAUGGCACUGGCUUUCAAAGUCCGCGGCCUGUUGGACUGCAAACAUUCGUGGAAGAGGCUGAAGGACAUUAGGAAAAUUUUCCCUGGCAAGAAAUCUGUCGUCUCCGAGUACGUGGCCGAGCACUGGGCAGAGGACACCUUCUUUGGGUACCAGUACCUCAACGGCGUCAACCCCGGCCUGAUCCGCCGCUGCACGCGGAUCCCAGACAAGUUCCCCGUCACAGACGACAUGGUGGCUCCGUUCCUGGGCGAGGGAACGUGCUUGCAAGCGGAGCUGGAGAAGGGGAACAUUUACCUGGCCGACUACCGCAUCAUGGAGGGCAUCCCCACCGUGGAGCUCAGCGGCCGGAAGCAGCACCACUGUGCCCCCCUCUGCCUGCUGCACUUCGGACCCGAGGGCAAGAUGAUGCCCAUCGCCAUCCAGCUCAGCCAGACCCCUGGGCCAGAUUGCCCCAUCUUCCUGCCCAGUGAUUCUGAGUGGGACUGGCUGCUAGCCAAGACGUGGGUACGCUAUGCGGAGUUCUACAGCCACGAGGCCAUCGCCCACCUGCUGGAGACCCACCUCAUUGCCGAGGCCUUCUGCCUGGCCUUGCUGAGGAACCUGCCCAUGUGCCACCCCCUCUACAAGCUUCUCAUCCCCCAUACCCGAUACACAGUCCAGAUCAACAGCAUUGGCCGGGCCGUUCUCCUCAAUGAGGGGGGGCUCUCUGCCAAGGGCAUGUCCCUGGGCGUGGAAGGCUUUGCUGGGGUGAUGGUACGGGCUCUGUCGGAGCUCACCUAUGACAGCCUCUACCUCCCCAAUGACUUUGUGGAGCGUGGGGUCCAGGACCUGCCUGGAUAUUACUACCGCGAUGACAGCUUGGCGGUGUGGAAUGCACUGGAGAAGUAUGUGACGGAGAUCAUCACCUAUUAUUACCCGAGUGACGCAGCCGUGGAGGGUGACCCGGAAUUGCAGUCCUGGGUGCAGGAAAUAUUUAAAGAGUGCCUCCUGGGGCGGGAGAGCUCAGGCUUCCCUAGGUGCUUGCGGACCGUGCCUGAGCUGAUCCGAUAUGUCACCAUAGUCAUCUACACCUGCUCUGCCAAGCACGCUGCUGUCAACACAGGCCAGAUGGAGUUCACCGCCUGGAUGCCCAACUUCCCAGCGUCCAUGCGGAAUCCACCGAUUCAGGCUAAGGGGCUGACCACUCUGGAGACCUUCAUGGACACGUUGCCGGAUGUGAAGACCACGUGCAUCACGCUGCUGGUGCUCUGGACCCUCAGCCGAGAGCCUGACGACAGGCGGCCCCUGGGACACUUCCCGGACAUUCACUUCGUGGAGGAGGCCCCGCGGAGGAGCAUAGAGGCGUUCCGCCAGCGCCUGAACCAGAUCUCACACGACAUCCGCCAGCGCAACAAGUGCCUUCCCAUCCCCUACUACUACCUGGACCCGGUGCUGAUUGAGAACAGCAUUUCUAUUUAGGAGCGCGCUCCCCGUCUCUCCUCUCCCCAUUCUGUGCCCUACUAUUUUCAAACAAAACAAAACAAAACAAACAAGCAAAAAACACAAAAACCUCAGAGACCAAAACACCAAACAAACAAAAAAACAAAAAACCUUCCUCUCCCUGGGUCUGGCUGUGAAUGCGCGCGGCAAGUUACUGGGGCGCUGGCGGCAGGGCUGGCGCCGCGGGGUGCAGGUGCAGGCUGUGCCGCGCGCUCUCACCGCGAUUCCGUUCUCUGCGGCCGCGGGGUUCAGGUAGGAGUAGGGCAGCGCCAGGCCCCGGCUCCACUCCAGGACGUCCGCCGAGAUCUGGGCCAGGCGGCUCUGCCGCGGGGCCUUCUCGGCGAAGUGCUCCUCUGGGUAGGUGUCCAGGAGGGGAGACGGAAAAGCUGGGACCUUGGCCGGCUGCAUUUUCAGCCCACAACGAUUCUGUUCCAUCUUAAGUCUCCCUCCCAGGGGACUUAGUCCACCCAAGCCCAGCCCACGUAGGGGUCCUGGACCACUCCAGACCCAUCCAACUUGAAACGUAAAACACCCGCCCACCUAGACAAAAGACUGCGGGCCACAAGAAACCCAGACCACCCCAAGCCCGGCUCACUCUGAAGCCCAGACCACUCUAAACUCCCCCUACUAGGAAUCCACAACACCCUAAACCACACUCACCAGCAACCUAGUGGCUGCAAGCCCUGCCACCUAGGAGCCCAGCCUGCUAAGCUAAGUGCACCCUCCUAGUAGCCAUUGUCCCCAGGAUCCCUUCCUCAAUGUUCCCACUCUCUAGAAGCUGAGACCCCAGCCAUCCCCACCUGGGCCUUGCUUAUGGUGGCCUUGGUUUCAUUGCUGACCCCCCACAGGAGCACCAGGGUGUGGUGUGUGGCAUCGACCGCAGGGAGUGAGGCUGCUUGUUCUGUCUGGCCCUUGGCGGUGGGCAGGGCAAGCCACAGGAUGAUAGGAAUAUUGGGGAUCCAGGCACUGAAUUCAGACCGACCCCUGCAAACUCAGUACAGAGCUUCCAGUGCUGCUAGGGCUGCUCCUCCCACGACCCUGCUUGUCCCCCAGGUCUGGCAGUGGCUCACCUGGCCGCUGUUGAUGGCAGCAUGUUGGG
Gorilla gorilla gorilla (western lowland gorilla) is the source of this 3550-nucleotide messenger RNA. RefSeq names its product arachidonate 12-lipoxygenase, 12R type (gene ALOX12B). Gene Ontology annotation, biological process: lipid oxidation. Gene Ontology annotation, molecular function: iron ion binding; oxidoreductase activity, acting on single donors with incorporation of molecular oxygen, incorporation of two atoms of oxygen; protein binding. The coding region runs from base 325 to 2430 and encodes 701 amino acids. The record is from RefSeq and is a predicted model, not a curated record. Lineage: Eukaryota; Metazoa; Chordata; Mammalia; Primates; Hominidae. The transcript has 15 exons.